This is a messenger RNA of Plasmodium relictum, 1221 nucleotides long. RefSeq names its product conserved Plasmodium protein, unknown function. Bases 1 to 1221 code for a protein of 406 amino acids. The transcript is spliced from 7 exons. NCBI's taxonomy places the organism in Eukaryota, Apicomplexa, Aconoidasida, Haemosporida, Plasmodiidae. The record is from RefSeq and is a predicted model, not a curated record.
AUGGAUGAGUUAAUAAAUGAAAAUAUGAAGGAAAUUUUUUUUUCCUACAAUGAUAUGAUACAAGAUGAUCAAAGUGAAACAAGUAUGGAAUCGUACAAAGAUGUAAACAAAUUUUUAGAAAGUUCUGAUGAUGAAUCAUAUUUGGAAUAUUCAAAUGAAAGUGAAAGUUCCAGUAUUUGUGACUCUAAUACUACAGAUGAAAAAAAUAUUCAAAUUUAUUCAUAUAUUAGUAAAAGUUUUAUACCAAAAAAGGAUAAAAAAUAUAAAAGGUUUUAUACAGCUAGCUAUGUAAAUAAUAUGAAUAGUAUUAUUAAUUUUCCAUUUAAAAAUUAUGGUGACACAUCCUCUUCAGAUAAAAUAAGAAAGAUAAAAAGUUACCAGUGGAAGCCUUCGGGUAAAAAUAUUCCACCCAUAUCUUUGAUAAAAUUAUCUCAUAAGAAAGCUUGGGAUAUAGGAAAAGAAGGAUGCAAUGGAUUGCUUAUUGAAAAUUUAUUUGAAAGUUAUAAAAAGAAAAAAUUGAACUACAUUGUAUUAGAUGGAACAAAUAUAGAGAACUUUUUAACUGUGUAUUCUCAUUCAUAUCAAGACACUAUUAAAGGUGUAAACCCAAGUAUAUUGAAAAUUUUCAGUUUUUAUGAUCUAGAAGAUGCUUAUUUCCUUUAUGAUAUUAAGAGUAUUCAUAUAUAUAUGGAUGUGGGAAAAAAAAAAAAAAAAAAAACUGUUAUAUUAAAAGAUUUAAAUGAUAAUUUUUUCAACGCUAUAUUGCUUUGUAUGAAUGAAAUAAUAAUUUAUUUAAAAAUACAUAACUUAAAAAGAAGCUUGCUAAAUAAAUCAAAUAAAAAAAAGAAAAAAAAAGUAGAAUUAGAUGAAGAAAUUUACUUUGUUAAAUCUGUUAAAAAUGAAAAUAACCUAUAUAAAAAUAGAAUAAAAGAUGUUAUAUAUGCAAAUAAAACAAAAAAUAUAAAACAUAAUUUUACUGAUGUAAAAAAUCUAGAAAAGGAAAGUGUAAAUAAUUUAAUUUGUUUCGAUGAGAAUAAUGAUGAUAUUAAGGAAAAAUUGAAAUCAAAAGAAUUACCAUCCAAUAACUCUGAACAAUUUUUUUAUAAAUAUUUAAAUGAUAUAUUGAAAAAAGAAGAAGAUGAAUUAAAAGAAGUUAAUGAAAAUUACGAUAUUACCAAAAAUGAAUAUACAUCUCAUACGUCGGAUAGCAUUGAACAAUAA